Manihot esculenta (cassava) is the source of this 1932-nucleotide messenger RNA. Its product is annotated as glucan endo-1,3-beta-glucosidase. The coding region runs from base 145 to 1515 and encodes 456 amino acids. Gene Ontology annotation, biological process: carbohydrate metabolic process. The record is from RefSeq and is a predicted model, not a curated record. The transcript is spliced from 4 exons. Gene Ontology annotation, molecular function: hydrolase activity, hydrolyzing O-glycosyl compounds. Lineage: Eukaryota; Viridiplantae; Streptophyta; Magnoliopsida; Malpighiales; Euphorbiaceae. Gene Ontology annotation, cellular component: plasma membrane.
UAUUUGUCAAAAUUAUCCACACUUCCAGAGUAUCCUGAUCUCGAUUCCACCACCAUAUAACUCCUCCACUUUCCUCCAUUUCCCCUCCCCUCUCCCUUCAACCCUCCAAUCCAAAAAUCUAAAGUAGAAAAAAGAUAAGAAUCCAUGAUCACCAGAGCCCAUCAUCUCUUCCUCCUUAUCUCCACCAUCCUCCGCCUCUCCGCCUCCACUUUUGCCAUUGGUGUCAACUAUGGAACUCUUGGAAACGAUCUUCCACCACCAUCUCAGGUUGCCAACUUUCUAAAAACACAAACCAUAAUCGAUAGCAUUAAGAUCUUCGAUUCAAAUCCUGACAUUAUUCGUGCUUUUGCUAAUACUGGCAUUACUGUCACAAUCUCAGCUGGUAAUGGCGAGAUUCCUGCUCUUGCCAAUCUAAACAAUGCUCGAAAAUGGGUUGCUGUUAAUGUUUCACCAUUUCAUCCUCGUACAAAGAUUAAGAGAAUUUGUGUUGGUAAUGAAAUAAUGGCUUCUGCUAAUAAAGCUUGGAUUUCUAACCUUGUUCCUGCCAUGUGGAGUGUUCAUAAUGCUCUUCUGCUCGCCGGAAUCAAAGACAUUCAGGUGACUACGCCUCACUCUCUCGGCAUACUCUCUAUAUCGGAGCCACCGAGUGCAGCCAAAUUCAGGCGAGGGUACGACCGAGUCAUUUUUGUUCCCAUGCUCCGAUUUUUACGUCAAACCAGAUCGCCGUUCAUGGUUAACCCAUAUCCUUAUUUUGGUUACUCUCCACAAAUGGCUAACUACGCUCUCUUCAAGCGUAAUCAAGGGGUUCGUGAUCGAUUUACUGGCAUUACUUAUCGUAACAUGUAUGAUGCAAUGUUGGAUGCUGUUCAUUCUGCUAUGAAAAAACUAGGUUAUGGCGACGUGGAUAUCGUCGUGGGGGAGACCGGUUGGCCCUCUGUCUGCGACCCGGGUCAACCGGCUUGUAGUUUCCAGAAUGCAGCUUGGUUUAAUGGGAAUUUGGUUAGACGUGAACGGCAGAGAAGGGGUACACCGCUGAUGCCCAACCGGCGGUUCGAAACGUAUAUUUUCGCCUUAUUCAAUGAGAAUCUUAAACCCGGUCCGACCGCAGAGAAAAACUUUGGUUUAUUUAGACCUGAUUUCAGACCAGUUUAUGAUAUUGGAAUUAUGCGCAAUAGACAGCUGCCAGCCAGUGGUCGCCGCCGCAGUGUGAGACCUAGAGUUGGAGGUAGUGUAGCACCGAAACCGACAGGUAAGCGGUGGUGCGUACCAAAGUCAGGUGCUAGUGCUCAAGCAUUGCAGGCGAACAUAGACUACGCGUGCAGCCAGGGUGUGGACUGCAGGCCAAUCCAGACAGGUGGUCUGUGUUUCGAUCCCAACAAUGUGUGGUCCCAUGCAUCUUUUGUAAUGAACUCUUUUUAUCGGACUCAUGGUGCACGUGACUUCGCCUGUGACUUCUCAAAAACCGGUCUUCUUACUCCUUUUGACCCGAGUCGUGGGACAUGUAAAUACAUUUAAAAUCAAAUUUAAAGAAAUUUAUUAUACACAUUCGGUAUAUAUACAUCAGACCAAUAAAAUAUAAUAAAAUAAUAAUAAUUUAUUUAUUUAUUAUUAAUCUGAUGUAUAUGCAUCCGAUUCGUAUAAAAAUUUCAUUCAAAUUCAAUGGAUGAAGAUAUAGAUAGACAUGGGUUCUAGAGAAGUAAUGGGAAGAGAAAUGGGGGAAUUUGUAAUUGAAGUCAGAAUUGUUUGUUUAUUGCUAUUAUCUUUUUGCCACUUCUUUUACAAAUAGGAUUGGAGGGUAAUUAAGGGAGAGGGGAAGAUUUAUCCAUGGCAAAGCCAAAUUACAUGUGAAGAUUUAUACAUGGCAAAGCCAAAUUACAUGUUCUUGAUUCAUAGCUCAUGGUAAUAAAUUUGCAUGAUUUCAUUCUUAAACUU